This is a messenger RNA of Pyricularia grisea, 2873 nucleotides long. RefSeq lists its product as uncharacterized. Gene Ontology annotation, cellular component: membrane. Bases 273 to 2516 code for a protein of 747 amino acids. Gene Ontology annotation, molecular function: xenobiotic transmembrane transporter activity; antiporter activity. The record is from RefSeq and is a predicted model, not a curated record. NCBI's taxonomy places the organism in Eukaryota, Fungi, Ascomycota, Sordariomycetes, Magnaporthales, Pyriculariaceae. The transcript is spliced from 4 exons. Gene Ontology annotation, biological process: xenobiotic detoxification by transmembrane export across the plasma membrane.
CUGUGAGACAUGACUUGCAUGUAGGGUUGUGCCGCCUACGUCGUCAUCUCUACCUCACUUUUGACAGGCCUUCCGGUUGACUUUUUUUUUUUUACAGUACUCUUUCUUGUAUGAUUCUAAACAUAUACCACGUAUAGGACCUUUGUCAAACGGCAAAUUUUCUUUCCUAUCCAGGGACAUAUCAUUCCAAUUUGUCUAGUCCACCACAAAGUACAUUCUUCUCACACCAUAUAACAGAGAAAGACACCUGUGAUAACCAGUAACUUGCCACAAUGUCGAGGACAAGAAACGACAGCUUGAACCCCGAAAACGAUCAAGAUGACCGUAGGACCUCAGUUCUCUCCAUCUUCUCGUUCCGAGAGCGACAUGGAUCUAUCUUGAGCGGUAUUACCGACAUCAUACCAGAGAAUCUACCCCUGCCAUCCUCAUUUGUACCUACUGCACCCAUCGUCCAAGAGAUUCUCAGUAGAGACAUAGCAGAGUGCUCGGAUGAAGACCACGACAACGAAGAAGGAGAGGAUAACCAUGCUCACGAGCAUCGAAGCGACAGCAUCAGCCAUAGCCAAACGCCACCUCGUGAUAUUGGUGCCGGCCCAAGCCAUCAUCAUUCCCAGACCACAUCCUCAGAUGCCAAGCUCGCUUUCCACCCCAACGGCGUUGCCUAUGGCCUCUCAGGCUUCUCGGCCGUCUCGAUCCAAGGCGUCGACCGUCCCGUUCCUAACCCGCAGGAACUCCAACAGUCGCUGGCUGCCGAGGUCGAUCUCCUCCGAGACAACGACCUGAUCCCCUCGCACUCGUCUGAGCAGCGGCGUCGAAGCAGCGCCACCUUCUCCGGACGUGUGUACCGCCGCUUCCUGAGCACACGGGUCCGCGACCAUGACCAACCCGUCGAUAUAUUCUCCACCGAUGUCUUCCGAUCCUCCAGCCAGUCGGUCUUGCCGGACGAGCGGGCCCCGCUGCUCGCCCGCCGUCGUCGGCCAAGCACGGACACGGAAGAGACUCUGGGCGAGAGUGACGGCGAUUCGGAGGCGGUCAGCGACAGCGAUGACGAGUCGGUCCCGACGCCGCCGGCGGACGAGAUACACCAGAAGUGGGACUCUGCGGUCGCGGCACAGGUGCUCCGCACGACGUGGCAGCGUGAGACCAAGACGCUGGUGCAGUACUCGGCGCCCCUGAUCGUCACGUUCCUCCUCCACUACUCGGUGACGGUGGCGAGCGUGCUAACGGUCGGGCGCCUGGGCAUGGUGGAGCUGGCAGCGGUCAACCUGGCCACUAUGACGGCGUCUAUCACGUGCUACGUUCCAGUUCAGGGGUUGGCGACGUGCCUGGACACGCUCUGCGCGCAGGCGUACGGAUCGGGACAUAAGCACCUCGUCGGCCUCCAGGCGCAGCGCAUGACGUGGUUCCUGUGGAUCCUCAUGGUGCCCAUCGCGGUCCUGUGGUGGUUCUCGGGCCCCAUCCUGGAGAAGCUGGUCCCGGGUGAGGAGACGGCCGGCCUGUCGUCGCUUUAUUUGAAGGUGCUCAUUCUUGGAAUGCCAGGUGUGGCGGCGCUCGAGUCGGGCAAGAGAUUCGUCCAGGCCCAGGGCUUGUUCCACGCCACCACCUACGUGUUGCUCAUCACGGCGCCCCUCAGCUUCUUCCUGAACUGGCUGUUCGUCUUCAGGUUUGGCUGGGGUUUUGCUGGAUCUGCCAGUGCCAUGGCCAUCGUUCAGAACCUGAUCCCGAUUCUUCUGGUGCUCUAUGUUGUCUUGUUUGAGGGGAAAGAGUGCUGGAGUGGGUUCUCGUGGAAAGCUUUCAGGAACUGGGGCCCCAUGAUCAAGCUGGCACUCCCGGGCAUGAUCAUGAUUGAAGCUCAGUUCUCCGUGCUUGAGAUCCUCACCAUUGCAGCGGGUCAGCUUGGAACCGCUCAUCUCGCCGCCCAGAGUGUCUUGGUCACGGUUACUUCGACAUCGUUCAACAUCCCUUUUCCGUUGGCAAUUGCAACAUCAACACGGGUUGCAAACCUCAUUGGAGCGAACCUCGGCGAUGCCGCCAGGACGACGACAAAAGUGGCCAUUUUUGCUGCACUGGUAGUCGGCGUCUUCAACAUGAUCAUGCUCAUCGCACUCCGCCGAGUCUUGCCCGCCGUGUUCACAGACGACGAGAGGGUGAUAGACAUUGCCUCGACCACCAUGAUCGUCUGCGGAAUCAUGCAAAUCUUUGACGCCCUUGCCGCCGUGUCCCACGGUAUUCUCAGGGGUGUAGGUCGUCAGGCCAUCGGGGGCUACGCGAACCUGUUUUCGUACUACUUUGUAGCCCUCCCUGUUUCGCUCUCCACUGCUUUUGCAUUGGGUUGGAAGCUCAGUGGUCUGUGGGCUGGUUUGGUUUCUGGACUUGCAGUUGUGUCUGCCCUCGAGUUGUUGUAUCUGUACAACUCGGACUGGGACAGUGCCAUCGCCCAGGCCGUGGCGAGGAUGCGCUCGGAAGAGGUUGAGAUCGUUGAGCCAAAGGCCGCGGGUACUUUGGGGCCUAAUUAGUGGCCAAUUGUUUCGGGUUUGAUUGCAUGUUGAAGCAUGAGUGUUGGAAUUUGUUUCGUGCACUUGAUUAGCAACGCAUUUCUGUUUGGUUUCUGUUUUUAGCGGUCUUUUUUGUUGGUUUACACUUUCUUUUUUUUAUUUAUCGUUGCAUGACCAAAAUGGUGCAGGGGGUAACUUUCUAUACCCCAGAUUUGGAAUGAACCGAAACGCAGCUUUUCGUUCCGAUUUUACCGUAAUUUGGAUUCUAUGAGGUUCAAGUGUGUCGGGAAUAUAAUCAGAAUUUGUUGUGUUUAUACAUUUGAAUCGAGUGAAUAGCUAGUUUUAUAUUCACUCAUCCCCUUGCGAUACAACCCCAAG